GCCGCAGCCGCAGCCGCCGCCCGCCACCGGCCCUGGUCCCGCGGCGAGCGCGCAGCGCCGAGGUGGGAGCGCCAGGAACAGCAGCGCCUAGAUAAUGCCCAGGAGUGAGCUGUCCUGAGCCGCUGUGGGCCAGCUACCUGCCUGUGCACGCACACUCCACGAAGCAUCAGCCACCAUGGAGUCCAGGGGGAAGUCGACCAGCAGCCCCAAGCCCGACACCAAGGCCCCCCAGGCCGCUGCUGAGGCCAGAGCCCCGCCAGCUGCAGAUGGGAAAGCCCCGUCAGCCAAACCUGGGAAGAAGGACACCCAGGCAGAGAAGCAGGAGCCUCCAGCAGCCCCCACACCGCCGGCUGCCAAGAAGACCCCAGCCAAGGCAGACCCUACGCUUCUCAAUAACCACAGCAACCUGAAGCCGGCCCCUGCAGCCCCGAGCAGCCCGGAGGCGACCUCUGAGCCCAAGGGCCCUGGGGACGGGGCUGAGGAGGACGAAGCUCCCAGUGGAGGCCCAGGGGGCCGAGGCCCUUGCCCCUUUGAGAACUUGACCCCGCUCCUGGUGGCUGGGGGUGUGGCCAUGGCAGCCGCAGCCCUAAUUCUUGGUGUGGCCUUCCUGGCCCGGAAAAAAUGAUGGCUGGUGCCCAGGUGGGGGCCCAGCCACUUCCUGUACAGACCUCAGGAAUGUAGUGCAUGCCGAGUUCUCACACAGCUAUGUAUACAUACAUACAUACAUGAUAUAUAUACUCGUAUACCCCCACAUACAUGCAGAGGGAGAGAGCUGGAUGGGCCCCCAGUAGAGGGAACCAAGCCCCCUUCUGGCCCCCCAGCACUUCCCCUUCCCAAUCUCCGGGGCGGAGGGAGCCCAGGCUCCAGAGUUUACUGAGGAGGAACACAAGACAGCUCCAGAGGUCGUGGCGGGGGCCAGGGUACAGGGGCGGGGUGGGCAGGUGCACCAGCCUGUCCGGAGAGGCACCAGGGGUCCUGUGAGCUUCCUGGCAGCCGAGUCCCCAGGGCUGGGGAGGGGUCAGGGGUGGGCUCUGGCAGGGGCCCAGCCCCGGAGGGGACAUUAAAGGGUAUGGCUGUUUCACUCUCCCCAUUUCUGCUCUUUGUUUGUAGCUGGGCAGGGUUGGGGGUGCAUCUGGGCAGGGCCGGUGCCAGGGGGCUGACCUGAGUCAAGCGGUCACGGCAGCAGACCUUCUAUGCCACCGCUGCCCAUCACCUGCACCCUCGCUGGGUGGACGACAGCCCAAAGGCCAGUCUGGGGAGGGGAGGGGUCCCAUACUUCACCCAGCUGUGCCCCAGGCGGGCCCCUGAGGCUGGGGCCACCUCACUUCCUGCCCUGAGCCUCUGCCUUGUCCUGGGGGCAGCUGAGAGGCAGCGGGGAGGCUGGGGCGGGGGUGCAUGGAGGGUCUGCCCAGCCGUCAUCCGUGGCUCCUCCCGCCCCACCCAGCACCCUUCGAUUCUAACAAGCGUAUACAUGCAAUAACACAGGUAGAAUAGAGCUGCUUGGUGAGUGACCAGCGCCCACGUCCAUUGCCCCUCCACGCCUGCAGGGACACUGCUGUGCAGCCCCUCCCUAGCACACCUGGUCCCAGCUUGGCCUGUGGCACGGGGGGCAGCGGGCAGGCUCCAGAGGGUGGCCCUGGGCCCUGUGGGAGCCCGACGUGUCCUUGCCUGGCCAGCCAACCACAGGAACCCUAGGCCUGAGUGGAGGCUGAGUCUGAAAUAAACUGUAUUGUUUAA
Messenger RNA from Hyaena hyaena (striped hyena), 1737 nucleotides. It is a transcript of the gene CEND1, whose product is annotated as cell cycle exit and neuronal differentiation 1. Bases 176 to 625 code for a protein of 149 amino acids. Gene Ontology annotation, biological process: cerebellum development; cerebellar Purkinje cell differentiation; cerebellar granular layer maturation. The transcript has 2 exons. NCBI's taxonomy places the organism in Eukaryota, Metazoa, Chordata, Mammalia, Carnivora, Hyaenidae. The record is from RefSeq and is a predicted model, not a curated record.